AAGUUUGUCAAACAUUUUCAAAAAAUAUAAAACAAACCUCAAUAUGUACACUUUACUUGUUUCUUGGUUACUUGUCUCUUUAAUUUUAUUUUUUGCACAUUAUUGGACAAGAGGAUAUUUAUAGCAAAAUUGUGAAAUGCUUUAAGGAAAUUUGAAUAUCUGACAACAGAAAUGGAGUUCGGGCAAUUUUACAGCAAAAAGACGGUGAAAUUGUCAGGAUGCCAUUAUUUAGAAGGUUUUUCCUUUGUUUUAGUUUACGAAGCGGUGCCCUUACUAUUGCAUAUUCUGGACUUGUUAUUAUCAUAAUUGACUCAAUAUGCACUAUUUAUAAUACUAAGUUUUGUGGAGAAAUUAAGAUCAUGCGUAUUAUUUCCACCAUCUGGAAUGUACUGUCGGAAAUAGUUCUUUUGACUGCCGUUUAUCGGGAAAAUCCUAAUUUGCUGCCCGUCCACCUGGUAACGUGUCUUUGUGGACUGAUCCUCGAAAUGUCCAGUCACAUGAUAAUCGCUGGAAUCGGUCUGAGUGACUCAUUUUUGAUCGGCUAUGCAUUCUUCGCAAUUGGCUAUGUGUCUGCAGACCUGAUGAUCGUGCUGAGCUACUACCAUUCGGAGGUUUAGUGGACUACUCCGAUUACCCAUUAACCCAGGCAGCCGAGCGCAGCAUGUAGCAUUUGUGGUGCGCGAUUAGGCGAGGAAAUUUAUUUGGAAAAUGUUGCGCAAUCUGUUCAGUGCAUAAAUCGUGGCCAAUUGUCACCAGCGAAUUGGCAACUGAACUCCAGCGACCUGCGUUUAAUUAUCGCCCCACUAGCGCACGGUGUGCUACAUGCGUGCUAAUUGACCAGGCUGAGGCCCAGCUCCAGUCCGAAUCCCGGCUCCGUAUACCAGUAACAGUCACAGUACCAGACCAGUCCAAAUGUCCAAAUGAUAACCGCGACGAUGAAACGCAUGCUGAGCCAAAUGAAAAUUAUGUUGCAAUCGUCGAGCGUGCUGCCCGCUGGCUGGUCACUGAACCGGGGGCUUGCACCACCAUCCAUCCAGCGGGCCUUAAUUAAUUUCCUUGAUUAAUUGAAAGUGCGCCUGGCUCGUAGUAUUUUCAUUUUCUGACUUGUUUUUUUUUUCUUUGUAAGCCGUAUAAUAUGUAUUUUUGGCAGUGCAAAGUUGAAGGCAAUAAGAAAAAUUGCACCGGAUUCGAUUCGGUAGUAUAUGAUGGGCGGUGCCCUGGCCAACCCUUGGCCAUUACUCUUGGCCCGAUUCCUUUCCUUUUCCCCAGCACUGGUAUUCGAUUAUGGCUGAAAUUAUGAUCCCUGCAGGAUUUGGUGUAAUUACUUUGGGAUGCUCUGUAAAAUAAAACAAAUAUCUUUUCGUUA
Drosophila eugracilis is the source of this 1366-nucleotide messenger RNA. RefSeq lists its product as uncharacterized. Lineage: Eukaryota; Metazoa; Arthropoda; Insecta; Diptera; Drosophilidae. The coding region runs from base 219 to 617 and encodes 132 amino acids. The transcript is spliced from 4 exons. The record is from RefSeq and is a predicted model, not a curated record.